GAAUGCCCAAAUUGCUUUACCUAAUUUAUUUGUACUUUAAAUUAUAAACAACAAAAUAUUUUUUGUAAGGGUUUUAAACAAAAUUGCUAAAAGGGUCUUAAAAACUUACAGCUUCUCCCUUCACCAUCAGCUUUUUAAUUUGAUUUUAUAGCCUGUAAACAACAAGAAUGGACGAUUUCGACGACGAUUCCUUUAAUGAUGUUCUGGGCUCCAUGGAAAUGCCCUCGGCGGCGAAGCAACCGAAAUUAGUUGAGCCACCUGCAACGGCAGUGGCUCCAAGCAACAACACCUCCAUUCCCGCUCCUGCCAAGCCGGCUUCCAAUCCCCACAGUGUUCUGGUCCACAGCAAACAGCGCGGCAAUCCCAUCCUUAAAUCGAUUCUCAAUGUUCCCUUGGAGUUUCGAGACGACAUCGUGCCGGAUUAUGUUGUUGGUCGCACAUCCUGCGUCCUCUACUUGUCCCUCAAGUACCACAAUCUUAAUCCGGAUUACAUUUGCCAGCGGCUAAAGGCUCUGGGAAAGAUGUACGAGCUGCGAGUGCUCCUGGUCCAGGUGGACACACCAGAGCCGCACAAUGCCCUCAAGAGCUUGACCAGGAUCUCACUGCUGGCCGAUCUGACCAUGAUGCUGGCAUGGAACGCCGAGGAAGCGGGAAAAAUUAUUGAGACCUACAAACAGUUUGAGAAAAGGCCACCAGAUUUGAUCAUGGAGCGAGUAGAGUCGAAUCCGCAUCAAAAGCUGGUGGCUGCCCUAACCAACAUCAAGCCGGUAAACAAAACGGAUGCCGUCACCCUGCUGCAAACUUUUGGCAAUCUAGGCAACAUAAUCACUGCCAGCGAGGAGCGACUUUCUCAGGUGAUGGGACUGGGGCCCCGAAAGGCCAAGAAGCUAUACAAAACCUUGCAGGAGCCCUUUCUCAGCAAGUAGAGGACACUCCUAAUUACUAUGUGUAAUCAAUUUCAUCCAUCAUUUAAAUACUUUUAAUUUCUUAUAAGGAAGAAACUGUACAGAAAAUGAAGUUCUAUUAUUGUUUAACCACUUAAAUAUACCAUACAUUGUUCGGCCGACUA
Drosophila gunungcola (fruit fly) is the source of this 1069-nucleotide messenger RNA. RefSeq names its product DNA excision repair protein ERCC-1 (gene Ercc1). Gene Ontology annotation, biological process: nucleotide-excision repair; UV-damage excision repair; meiotic mismatch repair. Gene Ontology annotation, cellular component: ERCC4-ERCC1 complex; nucleotide-excision repair factor 1 complex; nucleus. Gene Ontology annotation, molecular function: single-stranded DNA binding; damaged DNA binding. The record is from RefSeq and is a predicted model, not a curated record. The transcript has 3 exons. Bases 168 to 926 code for a protein of 252 amino acids. NCBI's taxonomy places the organism in Eukaryota, Metazoa, Arthropoda, Insecta, Diptera, Drosophilidae.